Messenger RNA from Iphiclides podalirius (scarce swallowtail), 459 nucleotides. NCBI's taxonomy places the organism in Eukaryota, Metazoa, Arthropoda, Insecta, Lepidoptera, Papilionidae. The record is from the annotation of a GenBank genome assembly.
AUGCGCUGUAGGCGGGGCGGCGGUCUGCCAUUGGCCAGCAAGGCUCCGUUCCGACACGCUAGUGAUGCAUCGCUCGAUUAUAACGUUACAACGGUUUUCGAUCGUUACUCGAGUUGUUUUACGAUUGCGGAGGCGGGGGGCGAGGGGGUUAUUUCGGUGUCUCUAGCGGUGUCCCUUGAAUCUCUGGUGGAGAACUGCCACAAGCUGCUAGAAAAGUUCCAUUACUCGUGGGAGAUGAUGCCGCUGGUGCUGGUCAUCCUCAACUACGCGGGCAGCGACCUCGACGAGGCGUCGCGGAAGAUCGACGAAGUAUUUUCUGUCUACGGUGCGCCCGCUACGCGUUUCACCGCCCACGCUUUGUCCGCAGGAAAGCUGAUCGUGAACGAGUACGCGAGGAAGCACAAUCUGAACGUAUUCGACGGCCUCGAGCUGCGGAACUCGACACGCCAGUACGGACUU